AUGUCGACCAGUGGCGAUUCAACUCCAACGCGAGCCAUGGCAACCAUGCAGAGGUCCAACAGCAGUCGACAACUACACUCUGCAGGCUCAUCAGCAAACACAUCGCCUCAGUCCUCCAACAGAUCAUCAAUCUCAAUCAUGCAUCCACAAAAGUCCUUGGCCAAGGUAUACUUGUUAGCUCAACAGAUUGAUUAUGUACAUAGUGGCGCCAGUAUAACGGUGAGACCACUGACACCUCACAACCCUCUCCUCCCCGUUGAAACGUUCUCCAGCAUCCUCAGUGUACAGUGGACCACGUGUUGGACAAUCCCACUCAAUCAGUCCACAACAAGUCUCGAUAUCCUCAAGUAUAUCUCACAAAAAGCAAACAGAGAGGUCAAGUUCCUUCAGCUGGCAGACUCGGAGGGCAAGGUGUUGGAUCACGACUACCUCCUCAUCAGUCAUCAUGGCGGCCGCAAGUUUGUCGUCUUUGAGGACAUCAACAUAGAGAGCAUCAGUGGCGGUCAUCAUAAUGGCAGUGGCAGUGGCAAUGGAGGACAUAACAGCAGGGGUGUGACGGGCGAGCCGUCAUCACCACUGAUCGUCUCACAUCAUGUAGAUGAUCAUCAACAUCACCAUCAUGCUGGUGGUGCCAAAGCAUCAACCUCACCCAAUGGUCUGAGGAAGCUACCACCCGCGCCUCCACCCCGCUCACCAUCAAGCUUUGUACAUAACAACUUUAACAACAACAUUAACAUUAACAUCAAUCAUCACAAUGAUGACCCGAACGACAACUACAAACCAACCAGUCUGGCACCGGGACUAUUCCAUGGCGGUGGACAACAACACAAUCAAUUACUACCAGGCACAGACUCUCGAGACAAGUCACCAACAACAUCUCCAGGAUCGAGCAGGAAGAACAGCCGGGAGAAGGACCCACCCGUCGCGCCUCCCAUUAUUCCCCCAACCACAACUACAUCAAGUUACAGCUACUGCAAGUUCUUGGACAACGUGCAAGUGGCGCCAAAUAACCCGCCAACAACCGAACGUGGCAAGAUAUUGGACAACUACUUCAAUCAUUAUUACCAAGAGCUGUUCAAGUACAUCCAUCAGCGAAGUCGGCGCUACCAACGCGUGGUCGAGUUUGUAAAGGAGUCAAAAUUGGACGACAAUGCGGCGCACGCCUGGAUGUCCAAGCACUAUGACAACGAGAGCAACUUCCUGCGCAACAAGCGUGCCGGCAUGAAGUUAGACGAGUUCAAGAUCCUCACGCAGAUUGGCCGCGGUGGCUUUGGCCAGGUGUUCCUGGCGAUCAAGCGUGACACGGGCCAGGUGGUCACAUUAAAGCGUAUCCGCAAGCAGGCGUACCAAUGGGCCAACCAGCGUUUCCAGGUGUCGCAGGAGAAGACCGUGAUGAGCGAGGGCAGUGGCCGGUGGAUCACCCGUCUGUUGUACGCAUUCCAGGACCCCAACUACCUGUACUUGGCCAUGGAGUAUCAUUGUGGCGGCGACUUCCGCACACUGCUCAACAAUCUGGGCAUGCUGAAUGAGGAUGACGCACGCUUCUACAUGGCCGAGAUGAUUGAGGCGCUGCACUCGCUGCACGUACUCAAGCUCAUUCACCGCGACAUCAAGCCAUCAAACUUUGUAAUUGACCGACAUGGCCACAUCAAGUUGAUCGACUUUGGUCUGAGCAAGGAGGGUAUUGAGUGCCGCAACGGUCUCAAUCAGAAGUCCAUGUCGGACUUCCGCAAGAGCUGUCUGGACGGCAGCAUCUACACGUCGCGCCUCACACUCAAUAGUAGUCGCGGGGGCACUGGCGGCGUGGUGGCCUAUCGAAGACCUGUGGCACACUCUGCAGUGGGCUCGCCUGAGUACAUGGCACCAGAGAUCCUGGCCGAUGAAGGAUACAAUCAAUCAUGUGACUAUUGGUCACUUGGAUGUGUAUUCAUCGAGAUGUUGUGCGGUUUCAAUCCAUUCUGUGCCGACACUCCCAGCGAAGUAUUCCUCAACAUCAUGCAAUAUCGCGAGGUCCUCGACUGGCCACUCUUCACCCAAGACUUAUCCCCCGAAGCAGCCGACAUUUUGAAACGAAUGCUAUGUGAGUCACCAAAGAGAAUGAGUAGAUUGGAGGACUUUAAGGCUCAUCCAUUCUUCAAUGUCAAUGGAUUGACAUGGGAUAGUAUACUGGAGCAAAAGGCACCGUUCAAGCCAAAGGUUGAGAGCGAUAUUGACACUUCAUACUUUGAAGAGGCAGUCAAUAACGAUCCUUCCGCAUGGGAUGACCCGGCCGAUGAGACCGACCGACCGCGUGACCCAUUCCUCAAUCUAAACAUUCCAUUCUUUACGUAUCGCAAGUCCACCGCACUGCCAUUGCUUGAGGGCUUCCAUUAUAAUCAAACGCGUUGA
Acytostelium subglobosum LB1 is the source of this 2388-nucleotide messenger RNA. RefSeq lists its product as hypothetical. Gene Ontology annotation, molecular function: ATP binding; protein serine/threonine kinase activity. Bases 1 to 2388 code for a protein of 795 amino acids. Lineage: Eukaryota; Evosea; Eumycetozoa; Acytosteliales; Acytosteliaceae. The transcript has 3 exons. Gene Ontology annotation, biological process: peptidyl-serine phosphorylation; intracellular signal transduction. The record is from RefSeq and is a predicted model, not a curated record.